AAUUUCAUGAUUCAGAGGUUCAAAAAUUUUUGAAUAACAUUGAAUUGUCAGAAAAACAAAAAGUUAUUUGCCGUUGUCGGUAUUAUUUCCUAAAGUAUUUAGAUAGGUUAUCUACAUAUGAACGAAUUAUUGAGGAGAAAACUAGACGGGAUAUCGAAAAUGGUUCCAUGGACUCAUCAGAGGAAAAUGGAGGCUGGAUCACAUUCAUAGACUAUAGUACGACAUUUGCCGAUGAUUAUGCAAUAUUUCGCGAUGUGCACAUCGCCGCACAAGCAAUGGAUUUCGCUGCCGAUGAAUUCUUUGAUGGGUUGAGUAUUCUGUUUACACGUCAUGGAAAUGAGAUGUUGCCUUUUCGAUUUACUAUUCUUGAACAAAUUCCUGAAACGGCUGAUACUGAUGACUAUGAAUCUUUCUUACCAAGAGUUGGGUCAAAUGAUGGUGCUGAACCCUCAGAAUGUUUAUGGCAUCAAGAACCAUGGAGAGUUUAUGAUUGGGUUGAAAAUCCUAUAUUGAAGAAACAAAUAUUACAAGAGGAGCCAGAGGAAUGGGAUUUUGAUGGUAUUUUAAUGAAAUCGGUUCCAUAUCCUGCUUCCUCCUCUUAUAUAACACAAUGGUAUGUUGAUCGUGCACAUAAGAUUGACAGUUCUUCGGGACAAGUAGAUAAAGCUUUAUCUCUCGUCCGCUACGGUAUUAAGAAAAAUGUAAAAAAUUUAGAAACUUUAGAAGAAGAUCUUCAUAUGCUGUCACAACUUGUUUAUAACUGUUAUCCAUCAUCAAACGACAAAAUAACUAUGACAUUGGAUGAAUUUGAAUCUCUAACAGAAGAUGAAAUUAUCAAAACUUUCUUGCGGCAAACUGACGAAAAGCGAAUUGUAAACGAUGUCAGGGUUUAUAUAAUACCAUUUCUUAAACUGUUACCUGAACGCCGUGCACGAAAAGCAGAGUUCUCAGAUAAAAAUGAUAAAUAUUUACAUCCAACAGAUUUAUUAUACAAAUAUAUAUUAGAUCUUUCUUCGUCUCAUUUGGAUUGGUGUUGCCUUCUUUUUGAAGCUUCUAAGCCAACAUUAACAGCCGAAGAACGCGUUAUAACAUCUGAUGAAGACUUAGCUAAGACAAAGGACAAAAAACAACUUCGGAAAAUUAUUAAUUCCCUCGAAAUUCAUAUAAACGCUGCAAAAAUCCUUGCACGCUACAAUAACACAAUAUCUUUACGGUGGUUCCUUCAGAGUACAAAAAAUUAUGCUAUGCAAAAACAAUUAUGUAUUCAAUUAACAAGAAAAGCAAGUAAUGAUUCUGAAAUUGAUGGGGAGCACUUUGAAAAUGACAAUGAAUGGAUUCAGUUGUUAGAAGAAAUGAAGAUGUUACAGGGAGAUGGUAAAGGUGUCUUAGGAGAAAUAUCUAUUGAAGGAAUUUAUGAAGACUUCAUAUCUGGACUUUUGAGCUGUGGAAAAUUUAGAUUGGCACGUGAAAUCCUUUUACCAACCGAUAAACCACGUCCUUUAGAAAUGGAUAAGGCAGAAAAACUAGUUAUCAAUGCAUCUAGAGAAUUUUUCGACAACGCAGCGUCAGGAAAUAUGAAUCAUGGUUACAUGAAAAUGGCAUAUGAAUGCCUCCAAAUAUUACCGAUAUCGGACACUAUAACAUCAGACCUUGAAUUUAUUGAGGCGACACAUAUAUUGUCAGAAAAGAAAAUUGGCUAUCAACCUGGAGUACCAAUACAUCCAAUGCAAUUACGUCUUUCAUCAAAUCGAUUGGACUUUAUAGAUCGUUUGUUAAGCACAUAUGAAGAUGCUUACCUUGACCCAAAAUCAAUUAUAAAGCUUUCAAAGAAGCUCGGUUAUCAAAAGAACAAAGUUGCUGAAGUUAAAGUAAUGGCCAUGCUCGCAGAUGCUGCGUUACGUGAUAAUAAUUUUGCCACUGCAUACAGCACGUGUAUCGAUUUAGUGAAUGUUGUCAAGACUUUUGCGAGUGGUAAUAAAAGUGACAAUAAAAAUGAGGAACUAGCUUCAGCGAAGGAUGUUACCUGGAGAAUAUGCUAUGAGAUUGCCAAACAGGAAAAUCAUCAAGAUUUGGAACAGCAAAUGACACUGAUGGGAUAUGCCUUAUCGUUGUGUCCAAGUGAUCAAAUUACCGAUAUUUUAAAUUUAUGGAGAAAAUUAGAAGAACAAAGAUCAGCUCGAGCUCUUGAGACCAAAACGAAUUUAAUGGAAAAAUCCGUAUCAGAAAAAAUCAAGCCAGCUGUAGAACGCGUCGAAUCUGUUCUAAUGACGCCAUUGCUUCAAGGGGAUCGUCUCAAAAAUUUGGUCAGCAGUUGGUUAGGGUCUGGAUUUUCAACUUAA
Molecule: messenger RNA, 2339 nt
Organism: Dentiscutata heterogama
Lineage: Eukaryota; Fungi; Glomeromycota; Glomeromycetes; Diversisporales; Gigasporaceae
Source: the annotation of a GenBank genome assembly